AUGUGUCGACGUGUUCAAAAAGAUGCUUUUCAUAAUGUGCCAAACCAAAAAAAGGAUCGGUGGGCGCGCUCACAUUCCAAACCCUCAUCACGGAACCUUUUUAAGUUUCCCCCGCCGCCGAUAAAGGUUAGUCACAAACUAGGGAGCCUGGAGGUUUCGGG
Messenger RNA from Adineta ricciae, 161 nucleotides. NCBI's taxonomy places the organism in Eukaryota, Metazoa, Rotifera, Eurotatoria, Adinetida, Adinetidae. The record is from the annotation of a GenBank genome assembly.